AGUACAUAUUGUUGCAUACCUGUACUAAGAUAAACAAUCGUGGAGAUCGAGCUCUUUUGCGCGAAAAGAAAGAACGCAAAGCAUAACAAUAUGUGUACAUAAACCUGCUGGGCAACUGAUACUUGGUGGAUCACCACUGUAGGCACGCGUCGCUGUUUUAGGCCGCGUCGCGAUUCGACUAGAGGGCGCACGAUCGCUUGCUAUCUUGUUGUAGUGUGUUGUUAUAACUAUCCCAUCAUCGGGGCAGGUCCAACGUUCGCAUAUCGCUGUUGGUGUUAUGAUCGCUGCCGGGAGCACAUACAAACGCGCAUCACCUGAGGGCGGCUGACAUCUUGGGCGCGUUUGCUCUCGCGGAUCGGCGAUACACGAUGCAGUUUAAGAAGUGGAGGCGAAAGAAGCUGAAGUUCUGGAAGCGAGCGACGCGGUACGGCAAGUUUGAGAACGAUCGCUUCGACGGCAACCUUUCCGACAUCGUCGAAGAACAAAGUGAAAAUGACGACGACGAUGGCGAUGACUACUGCGCUAUCAAUACCGAGAUGGUGCAAAACACACACAACGAAACCGCGGUCCGUGCGAGUGCCGUAAUACAUGCUGGCGGUGAUAGCGAUGACGAUAGCGACGACGACGAUGGCGACGGCGCAGCGAGCGACAGACCAAAGAUACCAGCGACGUUCAUUACCAUUCCUGCGGAGAAGAACUGUGUGUUGUACGAAUCAGCUGAUUGCAUAGUCAGCAUCGAGAAUUCGAUAAACCAGAAGACGGGUUGCACCACGCCAAAGAAAUCCGCAACUACGAAGAAAAAGAUAAAGAAGAACGCAUGGCGUUUUUGCAAGACGACGUGGAAGUACCUGAAGUUGGGAUUGAUUAAUAUGUACCCGGCAGUAUACAACGUCGCUGAUCCUCGCUUCUCCUGCACCUCAUAUGGGACCUCGUCGUACAAGCAAAAGCCGCGUUACCAAUACCCGGACUUCUCUUAAUAAGUACCUGCUCCACUAAGCGUGAGCACGCGUGCGUGCAUCUGCGAAGUAUUUUUUUUACAGAAUUGGGUCACAUUCGUGCAUUACUGUAACAGCGACGACAUAAUUAUGGUCACAGACUUAAGCCCGGCGCACACGUGGCGUUUUUUAUCGACAUUAAGCCUGGCGCACACGUGGCGAUUUUUAUCG
Molecule: messenger RNA, 1166 nt
Organism: Priapulus caudatus
Lineage: Eukaryota; Metazoa; Priapulida; Priapulimorpha; Priapulimorphida; Priapulidae
Exons: 2
Coding region: 369-977 (202 amino acids)
Source: RefSeq, a predicted model, not a curated record